GAAGAGGAGGUAGACAGCGCAGCGGAUCAGCUCUCGUCUGCUACCGAGCAGGAUGACAGCAGGAACACAGGUCAGUCAGACAAGGAGCUCCGAGCAUCGCUUUGUCAGUCCCCAUCGCAGACUCCAUGCACCCAGAGGACAUUUGCAGAAGCCGGCGCAUUCACUUGUCUACUUGUAGCGAAGCGGUUUCUUCUCCUGUCUAGUCGAAACCAUUACCCGCUAGCAGUUGUCAACAGUAAUCGGGUCAGUCUACUUGGGUACCUGCCGUUGUUGUUCCGACGGACUUCACUUGACACUGGCUUUGAAGUUUAUAUCUAAACACUCGGGAGAAAAUGAAUGUACUAUUCUGGGACCAUCUCCAAGCCGGGAGCUCGGAAGUUGACUGGUGCGAAGGCAAUUACAUGAUCUACCCUGGAAUAGCGGAGUUCUACAACACGAUUAGCAACAUCUUAUUUUUUAUCUUGCCCCCUAUUUUGAUGUGCCUGUUCCGUCAGUAUGCUGAGCAUUUCAACAGCGGGAUCUAUCUCAUUUGGAUGCUGUUGGUUGUGGUCGGGAUCGGCUCCACAUAUUUCCACGCCACGCUGAGCUUCCUGGGUCAGAUGCUGGACGAGCUGGCCAUCCUCUGGGUGCUCAUGUGCGCCAUCGGCAUGUGGUUCCCCAAGAGGUACCUGCCCAAGAUCUUCCGCCGAGACAGGUCAAGGUUUAAGGUGGUCAUUGCCAUUCUGUCAGGGAUCACAACCUGUUUGGCCUUCGUCAAGCCGGCUAUCAACUCCAUCUCUCUCAUGAGCCUGGGUAUCCCCUGUACAGCUCUUCUCAUCACAGAGCUCAAGAGGUGUGAGAACGUGCGUGUGUUUAAGCUGGGCCUGCUGUCGGGCCUGUGGUGGAUGCUGGCCCUCAUGUGCUGGAUCAGCGAUCGCAUCUUCUGUGAGAUGUGGUCCUCCGUCAACUUCCCCUAUCUGCACUGUGCCUGGCACAUCCUGAUCUGCCUGGCGUCCUAUCUGGGCUGCGUGUGCUUUGCCUACUUUGACGCGGCGUCCGAGGCUCCAGAGCAGGGCCCCGUGGUCAAGUUCUGGCCCAGCGAGCGGUGGGCCUUCAUCGGGGUGCCCUACGUCACCCUGCUCUGCGUCCACAAGAAGUCCUCCAUCAAGGUCACCUAGACUGGCCCAAGGUCACCCAUCGGGCCCCCCCCCCCCCAGCCUCCCGCCCGUUCACAGCCUCUGAUCAUCAUGGGGUCACUCGGGGUCAUGGGGGUGUCAAAGAGCACUUUUUAAAAAAUAUAUAUAUAUGAAAGACAUGGUUGUGUGUGGGUCAGCACGGUGCGGUGGCGGCCGGUGUGUGUUGCCUGCGCAGCCGUGUUUUGGUACCGAUGCUGCUGCCGUGUAGCUUUGUCGGCACGACUUCCUGUUUGACUACCUUUCAGUGGGACCAAACCGAUUUUAACGGCUGAUUCUGGAACAGUUCAGUUCAGUUCAGGUCAGAUCAGGCACUUUUUUUUUUUCUUUCAAACAGGCAACACAAGAGACACCGCUGAGCCAAGCAGCCUGGGCCUCACUCGCACUCGUGUGAGGUGCACAAUUAUGAUGUCACUACAGAAUAAUACUCUCAUGGUGCAGAACCUGGAGCAAGGAGCAGGGUUCUAUCCUCUGCUCGCUGUAUUACAGGGAAAACACGUAUACUGGCGAUACAGGUAGCAGUAUUUAACGCUCAUGGCCGUUUCAACAGUGGGAAAUUUUGCCGUCAAAUUGUGUCUUUAACGGACAGUGAGUGUGAUAUGGUCCCAAGAGCGUCACAUUCAUCAGGUUUAGGAUAGUAAUUUCAACCAACAUU
Messenger RNA from Sardina pilchardus (European sardine), 1827 nucleotides. It is a transcript of the gene acer2, whose product is annotated as alkaline ceramidase 2. The transcript has 6 exons. The record is from RefSeq and is a predicted model, not a curated record. Gene Ontology annotation, cellular component: Golgi membrane. Gene Ontology annotation, biological process: sphingosine biosynthetic process; ceramide catabolic process. The coding region runs from base 333 to 1157 and encodes 274 amino acids. Lineage: Eukaryota; Metazoa; Chordata; Actinopteri; Clupeiformes; Clupeidae.